GUCUGGGUGGGCAGGCCGAGAAGCCUUGCUGUGUGGAAGCAAAGGGUUGAGGACAGACCCGCUCGGAGUGCGGCUCCCCUCCCUUGCCCGGCGGAGAGCACAUGGCCCCUGCAGCUGUCACUCAGGCACCUCCUCCUCCCCCUGCUGGACACGCACUGGGACGGCGCGGCCUCCCCCUGCUCUCACCCAGCGCUGGGCCACCAGCGGGGAGGCGGAGCAGAGCAGCCGCUGCUGCAGCCGGAGUCGGCGGGGAGGGUUCGUGAAGAAGUGGCCGGCCCCGCUCCCCUCCUGUGCUGCCGGGCAUGAGCCCCGGCUCCCUGUCCUGCCGGUGCGGUGCCAGCAGCCGCGGGGCUCGGGAAGAGGCGACCUUCCGAGGGGGCCGCUGGGGCGGGAGAUGCGCCUGUUCCCAGCGGCGCCAGGAGCAGUAUGUUCCCCGAUGCCGACAGCACUAGCAGCAGCGGGCAGCCCGAGUCGGCGGGCGCCGCACUCGCCGGCGCCCCGGGGACGCACAGCCCCGGCGGCCAGUCCUGCCGCAGCAGCGCCCCCGAGGCAGACGCCGUCGCCGGCGGGGAGGAGGACGCGGACGACGAGGAAGAGGAGGAGGAUGCCGGCUCGUCCCGCCUGAUGCUGGCGGCCGGGCUGGGGCUGCUGGCGGUAUCCGUGUUCCACCUGGGGCGGGCGGAGGCGGGGGACGGAGGGCAACCGUGCCUGGCCCUGCUGCUAUUGCGGGUGGCCCUCUACCUGGGCUGCGCGGCGGCCGCCUUCCUGCUUGGCACCGUGCUCGCCUUGAGCUGCCCGACGCGAGGCCGCCUCCGGCCCCCGCCGGACUUCCCCGCCUCCUGGAGCCGCGAGCCGAGGGGGGAUGCUCCGCUCCUGCGGGCAGCCACGAGUCAUUUGUCUGGAAAUGCACAUGAAUCGCUCCAGUCUAGGAGAGUGGUCAUUUCGCAUAACAUGGAUAAAGCUCUGAAAGAAGUGUUUGACUACAGCUACAGAGAUUACAUUCUGUCCUGGUAUGGGCACCUCAGCAAAGAUGAAGGACAGCUAUACCACCUGAUAUCUGAAGAUUUCUGGGAAAUUGCCAAGCAGCUGCGACAGAGGCUGAGUCACAUUGAUGUAGUGAAAGUUGUCUGCAGCGAUGUAGUGAAAACUUUACUCACACACUUCUGUGACCUUAAAGCAGCCAAUGCCAGGCAGGAGGAGCAGCCAAGACCAUUUUUACUCCAUCCAUGCUUGAGGAACUCUGAAGAAGAAGUAAGAUUCCUGCAAUCAUGUUCUCAAAUUCUGGUGUAUUGUCUCCUACCCUCAAAGGAUUCCCAGUCUCUCAGCUUGCGCAUAGUCCUUGCAGACAUACUUGCAACAAAAGUACUGAAGCCAAUGGUGGAGCUGCUGAGUGAUCCAGAUUAUAUCAACCAAAUGCUGCUCAGCCAGAUGGAGUACAGAGAACAGGUGAAUGAGCAUCACAAGAAAGCCUACACAUAUGCUCCUUCCUAUGAGGAGUUCAUCAAGCUCAUUAACAGCAACUCUGACGUUGAAUUCCUGAAACAACUAAGGUAUCAAAUCGUAGUGGAAAUAGUUCAAGCAACCACAAUCAGCAACUUUCCCCAAAUGAAGAGACAGAAAGAUACUAAAGGUAAAGAAACUGCUGCAAUGAAAGCUGACCUCUUGAGGGCCCGCAAUGUGAAAAGGUACAUUAAUCAGCUGACUGUGGCAAAGAAGCAGUGUGAGAAGAGAAUAAGGCUUCUAGGAGGUCCGGCUUAUGAUCAGCAGGAGGAUGGUAUCUCUGAUGAGGGGGAUGGCCCUCAGAGCCAGAAGAUUCUCCAGUUUGAGGAUAUUUUGGCCAACCCAUCCUACCGAGAGCACUUUCGACUGUACAUGGAAAGGAUGGACAAGAGGGCUUUGAUUAGCCUUUGGGAGUCCGUGGAAUAUCUGAAGAAUGCUAACAAGACUGAAAUACCUCAACUAGUGAGUGAAAUUUAUCAGAAUUUCUUUGUGGAAAGCAGAGAAAUCCCUGUGGAAAAGUCACUUUACAAAGAAAUACAGCAAAGUCUUGUGGGCAAUAAAGGCAUUGAAGUUUUCUACCAAAUUCAGACUGAUGUUUAUGAAACAUUAAAGGACAGGUACUACCCCUCCUUCAUUGUCAGUGAUUUAUAUGAGAGGCUGAUCAAGAAGGAAGAAGAGAGAAUUGCAGUUCAGUUGACCUCUGAGGACAGGGAUGAAGUGAGCCAAGGUUGCGAAGAAGUUAUUGAUGAAUGUGGCGGAAGAAUUAAUGAACAGGCCAAUUAUGCUGUAAAUAAACUUCGCCAGCUAAAUGACAAACUUGAAUUUAAGAGACAGGCUCUUAAUUCCAUAUGUAAUUCACCAAAACCUGACAAAAAGAUUGUUUCCAAACUGAAGGAUGAAAUUUCUCUGAUAGAGAGAGAACACAAUGACCUUCGGUUGCACAUUGCAAGAACAGAUUGGUGGUGUGAAAAUCUUGGCAUGUGGAAAGCCUUCAUAAAUACAGGCGAGGUUGUAGAAGAAAAUGGGGAACAAGUUCCCUGCUACUUUGUCAUGGUGAGUUUACAAGAAGUUGGUGGAGCUGAAACUAAGAACUGGAGAGUUCCCAGAAAGCUCAGUGAGUUUCAGAAUCUACACCGAAAACUCAGUGAGUGUUUUCCAUCAUUAAAGAAAGUUCAGUUGCCUUCUCUCAGUAAACUGCCGUUCAAAUCUAUAGAUCAGAAAUUCAUGGAAAAGUCCAAGAACCAGUUAAAUAGCUUCUUACAGAAGCUGCUUUCUGAUGAAAGACUGUGUCAGAGCGAAGCACUUUAUGCCUUUUUGAGCCCAUCCCCUGAGCACCUCAAAGUUAUUGAUGUGCAAGGAAAGAAAUCUGCUUUUUCACUGUCAUCAUUUCUGGAAAGACUUCCUGGUGAUUUCUUUCCUCAUCAAGAGGAGGAGGCAGAAGAGGAUAGUGACCUGUCAGACUAUGGAGAUGAAGUGGAUGGUAAACGAGAUGCUCUUGCUGAGCCGUGCUUCAUGCUGAUUGGAGAGAUUUUUGAGCUGCGAGGAAUGUUUAAGUGGGUCAGAAAGACACUAAUUGCACUAGUACAAAUCACUUUUGGAAGAACUAUCAACAAACAAAUACGUGACACAGUAAGCUGGAUAUUCAGCGAGCCAAUGCUUGUUUACUACAUCAGUGUAUUCCGAGAUGCUUUCUGGCCAAAUGGAAAAUUAGCAGCCCCAACAAGAUGCAAAGGUGAAGAGCAAAGUCAGGAGACAAAACAGAGAGCACAGCAAAAACUACUUGAAAACAUUCCAGAUACUCUACAGAGCCUUGUUGGACAACAAAAUGCCCGUCAUGGUAUAAUCAAAGUGUUCAAUGCACUGCAAGAAACCAGAGCCAAUAAGCAUCUACUAUAUGUGUUGUUGGAACUGCUGCUAACUGAACUGUGUCCUGAGCUAAGAAUUCAUUUAGAGCAGCUUAAAGCUGCUCAUGUUUGAAUCUGCACAAGUGAACCACUAGAGAAAUGUCUGUGUAAUAAUAGACAUGAAACUUAUCUUCCUCUUUUCCACAGAGGACUGACUGAGGACUAUUGAUUAUUUUUUAGUUUUCUUUCUCCAGUUUUAUGUGAAGUAAACAGACUUGAAAAGAUCUGAUGCUGUAGUAGGGUAGAAAAACAAUGCUGCAUUGCUGCCAGCUUUAUUUAAAUUGUUAUAUUUGAAUACUUUUCAGUUUAAAAUACUGACUGAAAUAUAAAUGUUAAUAUAAGUUGUAAGAAUCUAGAAAAUAUUUUAAACAUUUAUCAAAAAUGAAGUUUUGCUUACUAGUGGUAAACUAAUGAAUGUUGUACAGUUAAUUUCCUCAUUGAGGAUUUGAACACUCCGUUAUUGCGUAUUGAAGAGCCUUGUUGUGCAAUACUUCAUGUAAAGUUAUUGUGAAAAUUUUAUCUAUUUUAUUUUUACCAAAUUUCAAGCAUUUGUAAGCAAUAAAUAAGAAAAGUGGAUUAUGGUACUUGAUGAUAAUUAGUAGUUAGUGGAUGAGUAUGACAUCAGUAAUUUCAGAGGGAAUAUUUUCAUUGUAUUGUAGUCUAUGUCCAACAUGCGUCACAUAAAUUAGCAUGUCAUAAUGGAAAGCAUCUGAUCAAUCAUUAAUUAGAAAUUGCUUAUCUCCUUGAUUAGCUGACAUUCAAACCUCUUGUUGCACUCUGACAUUAUUCAGGAUUGCUGUGUUUAAAUGCACGUAACUUUUAAAUCUAUUCCUGAUUUUAUACAAUGGAAGUAAAACAGAUACUUC
This is a messenger RNA of Chelonoidis abingdonii (Abingdon island giant tortoise), 4270 nucleotides long. RefSeq names its product sorting nexin 25 (gene SNX25). The record is from RefSeq and is a predicted model, not a curated record. Lineage: Eukaryota; Metazoa; Chordata; Testudines; Testudinidae. Gene Ontology annotation, cellular component: endosome. Gene Ontology annotation, molecular function: phosphatidylinositol binding.